AUGGAUGUAGAAUAUGCUUAUACAAAAAAAAGGAUGCAUUUUGGGAAGAAAUGCAAUUUCUCCGAUUCCAAUAAAACGGAGAUGAAAAUCAGUUCUAAUUCAGCACUAAUGAACAAUUACGUCAGGUUGGAUCCUGUGAUACACGCAACACAAUGCAGUAAAACAUAUGCAGUUCACGAGAUAAAUACUACUACUGCAACUUACAAGGACAACAAGAUGUUUCAUUAUGAGGGUGGCUGGCCAAAGGACAUAAACAUGAAAGAUUUAGAACAGACGGUCAGAUAUAGACGCAAAAUUGAGAAAGACGAAUUGUAUAUUCAUACAAUGCUUCAGUUAUUACCUUCGAUGGAGCACUGUAUACUGCAGAACAACGCUUGCAAUAUCUAUGAACAUUAUUUUGCCGAUGUGGAAGCAAUCUCGCUGAUACAGAGAGCUUUCUCGCGCACAGUAAACGUUUAUCGCGAUCCUUCAACAGUGAAACGGCAGAUCACUCACUUGUCGUGGUCACCGGAUCAAGGUAAUCGCUUUGCAGCUAGUUAUUGCAAUACCGAUUUUAAGAAUUCCAGCAGCAACAACGCGUCGUACAUUUGGGAAGUGGAGAAUCCAAAUAAUCCAUAUAUGACAUUGAAAACAUUAUGCUCUAUCUUAACGUUGGAAUACAGUCCUAAAGAUAACAAUAUCCUAGUGGGUGGUUUAAUGACCGGACAAGUGUCUUGCUGGGACAUUAGAAGAGGAUUAGAAGCGGUGGACAUUAGUUCGAUCGAGUCCAGUCACAGAGAUCCUUGCGACAAGACUCUGUGGAUUAACUCUAAAACUGGCACCGAGUUCUUCAGUGCGUCGAAAGACGGACAGAUAAAGUGGUGGGACACCAGGAAGCUACAGAUUCCUACGGAGACGUUGGUGAUAGAUCUGUCAAGACCGGAAGAUCAGAACGUGGAUAAAGCGAUCGGUAUCUCUGCUCUCCAAUUUGAAUCGUCAAUAGGAACGCGUUUUAUGUGCGGUUUGGAAAACGGUGUCGUGAUAUCGGGCAAUCGCAAGGGUAAAACACCCGGUGAGAAAAUUGCGACAAGAUUUAAGGCUCAGUACGGGCCAGUUAUAAGUUUGGAAAGAAAUCCGAUGUUUGUGAAGAAUUUUUUGACAGUUGGCGAUUGGACCUCGAGAAUUUGGUCGGAAGACUGCAGAGAAUCCUGCAUAGCCUGGACACCUGGUCACCGAGAUUUUCUUACGGGUGGCGCGUGGAGCGCUACACGUUAUUCUGUGUACUAUCUCAUCAAGACGGACGGAACUUUAGAUGUGUGGGAUUUUUUAAUCCAACAAGAUUCUCCAGUUCUUAGUAUAAAGGUGUGUGACGAGAGUUUAACGUGUUUACGACCUCAUGAACAAGGACAAUUAGCUGCAGUCGCGAAUAAAAGAGGUUCAACUUAUCUGAUUGAAUUUUCAGAGGCUUUGACAGUUAAUCAGAAAAACGAUAAAAUGUUGUUAACUGCAGUGAGUAUUACAGAGCGACCUUCAUUGCUUAGUUAAUCUGUGCCGGCCUGGUAAUCAAAAGAUCUCAGAUUCGAAUCCGAUUAAAAUCCGCAUUCGAAUUU
Messenger RNA from Pseudomyrmex gracilis, 1589 nucleotides. It is a transcript of the gene Dnai2, whose product is annotated as dynein intermediate chain 2, axonemal. Gene Ontology annotation, cellular component: outer dynein arm. The transcript has 8 exons. NCBI's taxonomy places the organism in Eukaryota, Metazoa, Arthropoda, Insecta, Hymenoptera, Formicidae. Gene Ontology annotation, molecular function: dynein light chain binding; dynein heavy chain binding. Bases 1 to 1524 code for a protein of 507 amino acids. The record is from RefSeq and is a predicted model, not a curated record. Gene Ontology annotation, biological process: cilium movement; outer dynein arm assembly.